GGAGGCAGCCGCACUGUAGAAAUAACACGGAGCGCGCGUGUGCCGUGAAACAGUGAGGAAAUGUGACAUGAAGUGAAAUAAUUAUAGUGACAGUGUUAGUAUUGUGAUUUUCGUUAUUACUUACGUAAUAAUAACUAACCCAAGUGGUAGUUUGUGGAGAGGACAAUGAAUUCAAAGGACCAAAGAUGAAUGACGGCAAUAGGAGAGCUCUUACUGGCUCCAUACACAAAAUAAGAGAAUUUGAAUUAGAAAAAGUUUCCCUCGUUGAAGAGUUUGAUAUAUUGCAAAUAGUCGGGGAAGGAUGGUUCGGAAAAAUUUUGCUCGUGGAACAUAGAGCUUCAGACACUGAGAUUGUCUUGAAGGCUCUACCAAAACCCUACGUGUCCAUACGAGAUUUCUACCGGGAGUUUCACUACAGUCUACAUUUGAGUGCUCAUAAGAAUAUCGUAACUACGUUCGAUGUCGCUUUCGAAACUGCCGGGUUUUACGUAUUCUGCCAAGAGUACGCACCGUUAGGUGAUCUGACAUCAAACAUGUUUGAUACUGGUAUCGGUGAAAUCCACACCAAACGGGUAACAAAGCAGCUAGCAGCGGCAUUGGAACAUCUCCACCAAAGGGACCUAGUGCAUCGAGAUGUGAAAUUAGAUAAUAUUUUAAUAUUUAAAACAGACUUUUCUAGAAUUAAGCUAUGUGAUUUCGGCGAGACAAGGAAAGUAAACUCUGUGGUGAGAAGACGGAACGAAUGGUUGCCGUACUCCCCGCCGGAGGUGCUACGGCUGUCGAUGGAUAGUUCUUAUAAAGCCUUGGUCAGCCACGAUAUAUGGCAGUUUGGAGUAGUUAUUUUUAUAUGUUUGACGGGCUGUUUGCCGUGGCAGAAAGCGUCGUUUGAUGAUCCUAGAUAUUUAAGUUAUUAUAAUUGGUAUAAUAGUUCGAAUCCAUUGAAGAAACAACCGAAGUUAUGGAAAAUGGUGUCUUCUAAAGCUCAAAAGAUGUUCAAGAGAUUGGUUGAACCGCGAGUGGAAAAGAGAGCAGCUAAUUUUAACGACCUACAACGUUAUAUGGAUGAUAGAUGGAUGGCUAAAGGCUACACGGAUAGAGUUCCUGGAGGUGAUAUAGAUGAGCUCUGUCCGUCCAUGUACAGUUUCCACAGUGAUCCCAACGAGAAGAAUAUUCUACUGAAACACUUCCUCGACAGCGGCAUUGAGACUACCGUGGACAGAAGAGCUAAGAAGCAGAGGAUACGAGAGUGGAUACAGAAUAGCGUGAUUGAGGAAGCUGAUGAAGAGGAAGAAAGCAAUGAACCGAGCACAUACGAAGACAGUGAUGUCGAGCUAGAAGACAGAUCGAGACCACAUCCCCUAGACGAAAGUCACAGAGUAACACUACGGUAUGACACAGAGAAACACAUAAACCCAAGAACAGGGGAAGUAAUCGAAGGCGUUAAAAGACAGGACAAGAAUCAACUCUCGUACGACGUCCAAAAUAUAGAACCGGUAGCACCAGCGAACGUCACAAGAAGAUACGGUAUGAAAGAAGAAUCUACACCGAGCUCAACUAAAGACAGCGCGUACGGCUCCAUAGAAGCAGCUAACAAUGGUGCUUACAAUCAGGAAAAAGCAACAAAUUCACGCGUAGAUAGAAGAGGAUCACAGAACUCUCCCAGUAGAUCUUUGAGCUCCGUAUCCCUUCAGAACAAAGUACCUUUAUCAGCCCCAGUACAAAGAUUCCAAAAGAGCGAAGAAGUAUAUUCACAGGAGCUUGAAAGCAUACAAGGCAGCGCAUCUACCGUGCAGUCGAUAGUCAACUCAUCUAGAUCAAAUAGUAUACAAAGGAAAGGCUCAUUCGAAUAUUCUAAUUCCGUAAACAAUGAUGAAGAUAACGGUAUGAACCGAUCUAAUACAGUAAAUUCUGCUAACCAAAACGGAUACUACACUGAACAGUCACAAAAUCAGCCGUAUGUGUCAAUGAAAAAUUCAGUUUACGAAACGGUCCGCAAUGACAACCAAGCCAAAUCAGAGAAAACCCACGAAGUCCCAGAAAGCCCUUACACCUCAAUGCUAAAUAUAGUGCAAGGACAAAUAAAAAUAAGCCCCCACGCUAGCGAUGUUAAUAAGAAUGUUGUUAAUGUUUCAGUUACACAAGUUAAUCGAAAUAAAAAUUAAGUUUUU
This is a messenger RNA of Aricia agestis (brown argus), 2168 nucleotides long. RefSeq names its product serine/threonine-protein kinase meng-po. NCBI's taxonomy places the organism in Eukaryota, Metazoa, Arthropoda, Insecta, Lepidoptera, Lycaenidae. The transcript is spliced from 8 exons. The record is from RefSeq and is a predicted model, not a curated record. Gene Ontology annotation, molecular function: ATP binding; protein serine/threonine kinase activity. Gene Ontology annotation, biological process: peptidyl-serine phosphorylation; peptidyl-threonine phosphorylation. Bases 186 to 2162 code for a protein of 658 amino acids.